UAUCAAUGACUUGAUUAUAAUUAGCAUUAAACGCAUUGCCUGCUGCCGUUCGGCCGCCGGCCUCCAGGGGGCGCUGAGCUAAAUGUGUUGACCGGAGGCGGUGCGUCGCUCUCUUUCUCCAAGAUGUCGGUGUACGGGCCAGUGGUGAAAAUUCACCCCGUUGUUCUCGCAUCUAUCAGCGACUCAUACGAGCGAAGGAAUGAGGGCGCGAGUCGAGUAAUUGGGACCCUUUUGGGUACUAUCGAUAAACACUCUAUCGAGGUGACCAACUGCUUCUCUGUCCCUCACAAUGAGUCUGAGGAUGAGGUUGCGGUGGACAUGGAGUUCGCCAAGAACAUGUACGAGCUUCACAAGAGGGUGUCUCCCACAGAGGUCAUCAUCGGGUGGUAUGCCACCGGCUUUGACAUCACCGAGCACUCUGUGCUCAUCCAUGAGUACUACAGCCGUGAGGCCACUAACCCCAUCCACCUGACCGUGGACACCGCACUGCAGAGCGGCAAGAUGAACAUCCGCGCCUACGUCAGUGCACAGAUGGGCGUGCCGGGGAGGACGGUUGGUGUCAUGUUCACCCCGCUGUCCGUCAAGUACAUCUACUACGACACGGAGAGGAUCGGAGUGGACCUGCUGCAGAGGACCCGCGCAGCUCCCAGCCGCACCAAAGGGCUGACCUCUGACCUGUCUCAGGUGGGCGGAGCUGCAUCCAGGGUGCAGGACAUGCUCACCACCGUGCUGGCUUACAUCGAAGAUGUGCUGCCGGUCGCUGACAGGAGCUUUGUCAUCGAUCUGUUUCAGUCUGGAAAGGUAACGGCGGAUAACAGCGUGGGCCGCUUCCUCACUGACCUGGUCAACAAGGUGCCGACCAUCUCAGCCGAGGACUUUGAGAACAUGCUCAACUCGAACAUCAACGAUCUGUUGAUGGUGACCUACCUGUCCAACCUGACCCAAGCACAGAUUGCUCUAAAUGAGAAGCUGGUGCUGCUCUGAGGGGAUUUCUUUAGUGAUCUAUAUUUAAUUUUUGUAUUUUUUUUUUCUUGGCUGAGACUAAUAAAGAUGUUUAACAGUCAUAUAA
Molecule: messenger RNA, 1069 nt
Organism: Menidia menidia (Atlantic silverside)
Lineage: Eukaryota; Metazoa; Chordata; Actinopteri; Atheriniformes; Atherinopsidae
Source: the annotation of a GenBank genome assembly